This is a messenger RNA of Tilletiopsis washingtonensis, 489 nucleotides long. Its product is annotated as SRA-YDG. Gene Ontology annotation, biological process: negative regulation of gene expression via chromosomal CpG island methylation; protein ubiquitination. The transcript is spliced from 2 exons. The annotation marks the transcript as partial. The record is from RefSeq and is a predicted model, not a curated record. Gene Ontology annotation, molecular function: ubiquitin protein ligase activity. Lineage: Eukaryota; Fungi; Basidiomycota; Exobasidiomycetes; Entylomatales.
CAGGACUGCUCCACCGACGCCGUGCAUGCGCCGCCUGUGGCAGGCAUCGCAGGCAGUGCCGAGGCCGGCUGCUUCAGCAUUGUGCUCAGCGGCGGGCAGGCAGGCUCGUACGCCGACGACGCGGAUCUGGGCGAGAGCUUCACGUACACGGGCAGCGGCGGCUGUCUGCUGCGCGGCACGUCUGCCCAGCCCAAGAACCUGCGCACUGCGCCGCAGACGUAUGACCAGACGUUCAACGACGUGCCCAACGCGGCGCUCAAGCGCUCCGCCGAGACCAAGAAGCCCGUGCGCGUCGUGCGGGGCUACAAGAACUCGACGAAGUGGGCGCCCGUCGAGGGCUAUGUCUACAGCGGCCUGUACCGCGUCGAGCGUGCGUGGAUGGCGCAGGGCCUCUCGGGCUUCAAGAUCUGCCGCUACGCCCUCAAGCGCAUCCGCGGACAGGCGCCGCUGCCCGUCUUCGACGACAAGGAGGCCCUGCUCGCUCUAUGA